UUCAACGCUGCAACUCAUGACUCAGACGCUUUCACUAGGGUCAGCAUGUAACAUGUAAAAAGAUGGACUUCAGUUUGUUGAGUGGCAACGACUUUUUUUAUUGAAAGAACGUCAUCAUUUGAAGUUAUAACAAGAAAAACCAUAAUAGACUAUCGCUCUCCAGUGUAGUUUCAGCUGUUGUGCGUUCAGGCACGCAGCUAUCGUUGGCGACGUGUUCUAAGUAUAGUUAAGAUUUUUAACAGUGUCAGGUGAAAAAGCUGAAAUACUUUCAAAUACACAGUUCAGUGUACAUUAAAACGUGCUUGAUGCAUUAUACAGAUAUAGAAGAUUGACAAUAUUUUAUUGACUCUUUGAAAAAAAUCGACGAUACAAGAAUUUUAAGAAUUGCACGGGAGAACUGACUUUUUGUUACGCUGUUGCUUAUAUUGGAUUCCAGAGUAUCAUCAUCAUGUCAGUGCAUUACAAGUUCAAAUCCACUUUAGACUAUUAUACCGUCUCUUUUGAUGGAUUGUACAUAUCUGUAGCUGAUCUUAAAAAAAACAUUCUUCAGCAGCAGAAAAUUGGCAAGAAAGCGGAUUUCGAACUGCUUAUAACAGAUGCCCAAACAAAAGAAGGAUAUCAUGAUGAUUCAACUUUGAUUCCAAAAAAUAGUAGUCUCGUUGUAUCCAGAGUACCGCUCACUGUUGCUCAAAAAAGAAUUAGAGAUCGCACAGAAUUAUCUGUUACACAUAAUAUAAAUGAUCAAACUGAAGUUGGAAAAUCAGUUGACCUAACAAAGUUAGAAGGCUCAGAGUUAGACAAAAUAAACUUAAUGAUGAGUCAGAGUACGCAAGAAUACCAAACUUCUAAUUGGGUAAAAAUUCGAGGUUCAAGUCAAACUGGAGAAGUGCCACCGAAUUAUCGUUGUCAUAAGUGUCACCGACAUGGGCAUUGGAUCAAAGACUGUCCAAUUUCAAAUGAAGUCACGGAAAUUAAAAAAAGCACUGGAAUACCCAGAAGUUUUAUGGUACCAGUAGAAGGCCCUUCUGUACCAGGUGCAAUGAUGACUCCUGGUGGAACAUAUGCUGUACCUGCAAUAGAUCAUCAAGCAUAUAAGGAAGGUAAAAAAGAAAGACCACCAUUCACUGGAGAUCCACAAACAGAUGUGGAGCAAACGGAAAUCCCUAAAGACAUGAUUUGUCCUAUUUGUAAAGAUAUUCUUACUGAUGCUGUUAUGAUUCCUUGUUGUGGAAAGCCAUUCUGUGAUGAGUGUAUUCGCACUUAUUUAUUGGAAUCUGAAGACCACCAAUGCCCUGACUGUGAGGAAAAAGAUGUUUCCCCAGAAAACAUGAUACCUAGCCGAUAUCUAAGAAAUGCUGUUUCUCGUUUUAAAAAUGAGACCGGUUAUAAAAGGUUGCUAAAAAGAUCGAUUGAAGAAGCUGCUCAACGAACAGUUCCAGAAAUCGUUACUGAAAAAAUCUCUGAAUCAUCACCACCAGCCAAUGCUGAACCUAAUUCAAUUGAAGAAUCUCCAGUUCAUGACAAAAAACCAUCAUUAGAAGAAAAUGAUGUUUCAGAUGAAAAAUCAGCAAGUGAAGAAGUAACCAAUGAAGUUGUCAAACUCCAAUCUGAAGGCGAUGGAUUGGAUGAAAUUCCACCACCCCCUGGUACAGAACCUGCGUUGUUACCUAAAAGAAAUUCUGAUCAGAGCUGGAGAGACUCUGGUAGUGAUACAGUCUAUGAUGAUGAGCAAACUAAUCAGUAUGAAAGCGAAAAAAAACGAAGUUAUGCUAGUAACAAUGCAGUUAGUAGCCGUAACUCUACGCAAGCGAUGAAUGCACGACAUGUUACAUCACCAGUGCACAAUCAUACUCAUUCUACGGAUUAUAGUGCACAAGACAAAAGUUAUUUACCCCCAAUGAAUGCGGAUAAUCGUUAUCAUGCUCCACCACCAAUGCCUUACGAUGGACGUCGCUCAACUGAGGACCGUGCCGGUACGCCAACUGUUGAUGAACCUCAUCUUCAUCCACAACAGCAACCAAUGUAUCCACCUGGAGACGAACGUGUAACUUUGUCACAUCCUUACCCAGCAACAGUACCUACUGGUCCACCGAUGAUGCCGGAUCCGUACAUGGUGCCACCAGCCGCCCGAAUGAUGUAUCCACCACAACCAGGAUAUGGUCCACCACCGCCACCACCACCUCAACGCUAUGAUAAUCGUGCACCGAUGUAUCCACAAGGACCGCCACCUGUCGGUUAUAGACAUCCACCACCUCCAAGACAUUAUGCUCCACGACCCAUGAGAGGAAGUUAUAGAGCUAUGAGUCACAUGCCUCCAGGUAUGGGUCGCCCAAUACACAACGGCACAACAUCGAGUGACCCCUUGUUCGAAGCUUUUAUGCGUAAUAUAAGGGAGAAAGAUGAGCGAGACCGACGUUUGGGUAAGCACCGAGUAGCUCGACGAAGCAGAUCUCCAUCUCGAAGUUAUUCAAGAUCCAGAUCACGUUCUCGCACUCCUCGACGUAGACUUUCUUCACCACUUGGUAGAGCCGCUUCCAGAUCGCGCUCACCACCACCUAAAAGAAGAAUUGCAUCAAGAUCGCCUCCACCAAGCAAACGUGUCAGGAGCCGUACUCCCAAAAAACGGCGAUCUCGCAGUGGUUCUUUCCGUAUAAGUCGAUCACGCUCGUACUCUCGCAGUUUAUCACCUAGAGGCUCUCUCUCACGUGAGAGAGAUCGUAAAGGCAAACGACCGCGCGACACGGUGGCUCCGUACAGAUCGCCCAUUCGAUCACCACCGAGAUAUCAUAAAGAGAGAGAUCGCACUCGUCAACGUUCGCCUUUUGGAACAGGCUCUACCAAUGCAAAUAUCACUGCAAGUGGCAGCACAUAUUAUGAUCCGAACACUGUCGUACCAAGCGCUCUCGAUCAUUUCGUCGCACGAAACGACGUUCGAACAGCACCACAAACUGGUUCUCAUCGAUACAUCGCAACUCCUGCUAUUCGAACAACUCCGGCUGCAGCCGUUGUCCCGAUUGCACCAGCUCCGAUGCCAACUCAACUUUUACCUCCGCCUCCGAAUUUAAUAGUGGCCGCCGCCGGACCUCAAGUUCCUGUACAACAGAUUGCUGUAACGACCCCGGUUCUACCGGGAGUAAUAGUUCCUCCGACGGCCGCUGCAACCACGACGGACAAGAGUAUAUACGAUUCUUAUAACAGGUAUCCUCGCUCAAACCAUUACGCCAAACGUUUCGACGAUGUUGCGCCACCAGGAACCGAGGGAUAUUACGACUUGCCACCACCCGGCAUCGAGCAAAGCACCGCUUCGAAGAGGUCCAGCCCCAAGGAGCGCGAAGUUGAUAGAUUCCGAGAUGAUCGUAGCCGUGAUCGUGAGCGAGAUCGAGAACGCGAUCGCCGACGCAGCGAUGAAAAAUAUAAAGUUCGCGAGCGAGAGCACGAUCGUGAUCAUCACCACAGGCGGCGUUCGCCCGAACGGAAACGGAAACGAAGCUCCAGCCCUCGCUACGACGAAAAACCCGAGAAAAAGGAGAAGAAAGAUAAGAAGGACAGAAAGGACAAAAAGAAAAGCGAAGAUAAGGAUAAGAAAAAGAAAAAGAAGAAGGAGAAGAAAGCGGCUGCUGCCGCGGCUGCUCAGAAGGAGGCUACACAGGCCGUAGCCGCUAUAACUGCCGCUGCUCUCUUGAAUACAAAACCUAUCAGAGUAAAGAAGGAGCCAAUCGAGCCAACCGUGGUCAUCAAGCUCUCGGACCCGAAUAAACCCUCGGGCCCAGCGACUCAUGUUCAGCGUCUGCCCAAACAGCCGGUUGUCGUAAAGCAGGAACCGAUCGACGAGCCAUUAAAAAAAUCGGUCAAGGACGCUCCGAAGUCUUUGGCUGAAACCUUGCCAGAGUCUUUGCUACCGAUGCAAAUCCCAGUUGCGACCAAAGCGCUGUCGUUGGCGGAAACAUUGCCAGAGUCACUGCUGCCCAUGCAAAUUCCUCCAGCAACCAAGCCGCUAUCGUUGGCGGAAACUCUACCGGAGUCACUUUUGCCGAUGCAGAUUCCUGCGGAUAAACCCGCGAUGUUCGAUGAGCCAUCCCGUCAAACAUCUCCCACGCCACCGAGAACUGCUAAAUCACCGACGCCUGUGAAAGAAGCUCAAAUCGAGCUGGUUGAACCAGUUACCAAGAUCGAGCCUUUAUCUCCGAAACAAAACGAAGCCGCGCCGAAUCCAGAUUCUUCGUCGUGUAAUCAAAACUACGACGAAGAUGAUAAGUAUUGCCUGCAGCUCAACGCUUCGACCGAGAAUCUUUACGAUGGUCUUGUGACCGAUUCCGAAAUCAGUACGACGAGCGAUAUGAAGAAAAAAGAUGAUGACGCAAACGAAGAGGGUGAAAUUGUUGAGAGCGAGCGGGACGAGACUGAGAAAAGAGACGAAUUCCUUGCACCAUUGCCGGAAUUAUCAAAGUGGGAAAGGGACGAGACCGAGAAACCUGACGAAGUUGUUGAGACUACCGAAAUCGGAGAAAUGACAACCGAAGAAAACGGCAAGGACAAAGUUACCACGGAGGUACUCAAACGAGCAGAGAACGCCAUAUUCCAGAAAGCCAUCAACUCCAUCAGGCCUAUUGAAAUUAAAAAAAUUAGCGAUAGCCGGAAAGUUCUUUACCAGAAUCCCGAGCCAAAGGUUUUGGAUUCCGAAAAUGAACGCAAAAGCGUUAACGUAACGAUUACAGUUGCUAAAAAUGAACGCAAUGUGGAAUUAUCAACUCCAGAUCCGUUGCUCAAAAAGAUUUCCAAAACUGAAAGAGUUAAAAGUUCCAAAGCCACGUCGCAGCUGUCACCGUCGCGUGUUUCUAUCAAAGAACGUCUUGGUGAAAAAGUCGAGGAAGAAUCCAAGCAGGCAGCGGUGAAACAUGUCGUCCUAGAAAGGACCAGAGAAUCCAUUAAAUCUGAGAGGUCCAAAUCGCCAAGGAUGCGCAGCAAAGAAGGUCGCGUCUCUGAUACGACAGUCAUGAGUAAUCCCGAAAGGAAAGUUUUUGUCGAAGAUAGAAAACGGAAAACUGAACGCCCCAACAGAAACCGCGUCGUCUUGAAGCCAGACUCAGGCAAAGUCGUAAAAUCCGACAGAAUUGGACGCACGCCUCCUCUUCUUAUUAAAGUGACUAAAAACGACGAAGACUCAAGUAAAGAGUCUAAAAAAGACAAAAAAGUCCGAGAUGACAAAAAGCGUAGUAGAAAGGAAUCCCGUCGUAGUCGCAGUAGGUCCCGAGAUAGAAAAAAGCGCAAAGAAAAGAAAAGUAAAAAAGACCGGUCAUCGUCAAAACGGUCGGGUAAGGAUAAGGAAUCGAUUAAGGACAGCGACGAUGAAAAAGACGGCGCAUCUAGCUCUGUCAACAAGCGAGAUAGUAGCCAAAAAAAGCUUACUUCCAGAACAGUCAGCGUUCGAAGAAGAAGUUUUAUCGAAGAAGCGCACUUCGAGCCCAACUACUCCGCUAGUAGUUCUGAAGACGAAACAAGCUCGAGUGAAUCAGUUUACUCUGAUUCGGAAAGUUCAGUCGAGUCUCACAAAAAGAGAAAAAGGAAGCAUAAGAAGCGGAAAAAGGUAAAAGCUAGACACUCUUCAGAAAGUGAUGAAUACAGUGAUUCUUCUGAAUCGAGUUCCGAAGAAGAAAAGCAUAAAAAGAAAAAGAAAAGUAAAAGUUCGAAGAGCAGGAAAUCGAAUAAGAAGAAGAGAUCGAAGCAUAAGUGAUUUUUAAAUGUUUAAUUGAUAACAUUUUUGUUUUUGAAAAGAAAAAAGGGAAGUUAAAUUAAUUAAUGAUAAAUUACGUGAGAAUGUUUACUUUAAAAACGUUAAAAUUCACAACUACAAAGGAGUAUCGAAUUAGAUUUUUCAAUUGUAAAUUAUGAUAAUUUAAUGAUCCGCUAAGUUCUCUGCGAUAAUUUUCUUAUAGACUUCCGAGUAAUCAAAUAUCAAUAAGAUAAAUGUUUGAAUGUGAUCAUGUACAAACUUGAAUUUCAAAACGGUGAAAUGAAUGAACUAUAAUAUUACAUAUGAUUAAAUGAAUUAUAUCAUAAUUAUAAUAAUUAUAAAUAUUAAUUUAGAGGUAAAGUUCAAUCAGUCAUAAUUGUAACGAAGUAUCUAUUGAGGGAAAAAUUUUCGUUUAAAUUUUUCGUAAAAAAAAUACGAAUAUUCUGAAUUUUAUUAACAAA
Molecule: messenger RNA, 6192 nt
Organism: Trichogramma pretiosum
Lineage: Eukaryota; Metazoa; Arthropoda; Insecta; Hymenoptera; Trichogrammatidae
Gene: snama
Product: serine/arginine repetitive matrix protein 2
Exons: 10
Coding region: 449-5731 (1760 amino acids)
Biological process (GO): ubiquitin-dependent protein catabolic process; mRNA processing; protein ubiquitination
Cellular component (GO): nucleus
Molecular function (GO): zinc ion binding; nucleic acid binding; ubiquitin protein ligase activity
Source: RefSeq, a predicted model, not a curated record